Messenger RNA from Chaetomium fimeti, 2513 nucleotides. RefSeq names its product calponin domain-containing protein. Gene Ontology annotation, molecular function: actin filament binding. The record is from RefSeq and is a predicted model, not a curated record. NCBI's taxonomy places the organism in Eukaryota, Fungi, Ascomycota, Sordariomycetes, Sordariales, Chaetomiaceae. Gene Ontology annotation, cellular component: cytoplasm; actin filament bundle; actin filament. The coding region runs from base 219 to 2171 and encodes 650 amino acids. Gene Ontology annotation, biological process: actin filament bundle assembly; actin filament network formation. The transcript is spliced from 4 exons.
ACCCAACACGGAUGAGCAAGCGCAGCAGCCUCCUGAAGAGACAAAAGGGCAAGAUCCCGACUGCGGUUCCCCGCUGAUUCCCUUUUUGUUUGCUUCACCUCGCGCACCUGAUUUACCUACACCGAAACACAAACCCCCUUUCCUAGUUGCGCUGGGGGCCAUCAUUGCCGAACAUCGUCAGACCAUCUCCACAACAGCUCUGCGAAAUCGCGCCCGCCAUGAACGUUCUCAAGCUUCAGAGGAAAUUUCCUCAAUUCCAACAGAACGACAUCUUUUCCCUCGCCGACGCCUUCCGCAAACUCGACGUUGAUGACAAGGGGUACAUUGACGAGGCCACUGCCAUCAAAGCCACGCAAACAAGCGAGCGCCAGCCCUAUGAUGUGGUCCGCCAAGCACUGAAAGAGGUUGAGAUUGACUCCUCCAGGCGAGUUGAGUUGGAAGACUACGUCGGGCUUGUCGCCAAGCUUCGGGACUCUCCCGGGGGCUCCCAGGGGGCUUCCGCCGCCGCCGCCGCUUCACCAGCUGCUGUCAUCUCCCAGCGAACCGGUGGGGGCCACGCUUCCAAGGGCAGCAUCGGCGGCAGCGGCAAGAUCUUUGUGCAGGGGUCGAACUCUAACAUCACUCACACCAUUAACGAAGAUGAGCGCACUGAAUUCACCCGCCACAUCAAUGCCGUUCUCGCAGGCGACGCCGACAUUGGCGCCCGGUUGCCAUUCCCGACAGACACGUUCGAGAUGUUCGAUGAGUGCAAGGAUGGUCUAGUGCUCGCCAAGCUCAUCAACGACAGCGUCCCCGACACGAUCGAUGAGCGCGUGCUCAACAUUCCCGGCAGGAAGAUCAAGGCGCUCAAUGCUUUCCAUAUGAGCGAAAACAACAACAUCGUCAUCGAGUCGGCCAAGGGUAUCGGCUGUUCAGUGGUCAAUAUCGGCAGCGGGGAUAUCAUCGAGGUCCGGGAGCAUCUUAUUCUUGGUCUGAUUUGGCAGGUCAUCCGCCGCGGUCUCUUGGGCAAGAUUGACAUAAAGCUGCACCCCGAGCUUUACCGGCUGCUCGAGGAGGACGAGACCCUGGAGCAGUUCCUUCGCCUCCCCCCAGAGCAAAUCCUCCUCCGUUGGUUCAACUACCACCUCAAGGCUGCCAACUGGCCGAGGAGGGUACAAAACUUUUCGACCGACGUGAAGGACGCCGAAAACUACACCGUUUUGUUGGCACAAAUUGGGCAAGAGUACGGUUGCACUCGCGGCCCUCUGCAGACCCGUGACCUACACCAACGGGCCGAAGAGGUACUCCAGAACGCUGACAGGCUGGGGUGCCGGAAGUUCUUGACUCCCUCCUCACUCGUGGCCGGCAACCCCAAGCUCAACCUCGCGUUCGUUGCCAACCUCUUCAACACGCAUCCUUGCCUCGACCCCAUCACCGAGGAGGAGAAGAUUGAAGUGGAGGACUUUGACGCGGAAGGCGAGCGCGAGGCCCGUGUGUUCACGCUGUGGCUCAACAGCUUGGACGUGCAGCCGGCCGUCCAAUCCUUCUUCGACGACCUUUGCGACGGCACCAUCCUGAUGCAAGCGUACGACAAGGUUAUCAAGGGCUCGGUUAACUGGCGAGGCGUCAACAAGCGGCCGGCGCACGGCGGCGAGAUGUCGCGGUUCAAGGCAGUCGAGAACACCAACUACGCCAUCGAGCUCGGCAAGCAGAACGGCUUCUCGCUGGUCGGCAUCCAGGGCGCCGACAUCACAGACGGACAGCGCAAGCUCACGUUGGGGCUGGUCUGGCAGCUUAUGCGCAAGGACAUCACACUGACGCUCAAGGGCCUCGCGCAGCGCCUCGGCAAGCGCGAGAUCACCGACGCCGAGAUGGUGCGUUGGGCCAACGAAAUGAGCCGCAAGGGUGGCCGCAACUCGAGCAUCCGUUCCUUUAAGGACCCGGCUAUCGGCACGGGCAUCUUUUUGCUGGAUGUUCUCAGCGGUAUGAAGACCAGCUAUGUCGACUACGACCUGGUCACGGAUGGUCGCACCGACGAGGACGCCUACUUGAAUGCCAAGCUUAGCAUCAGCAUUGCGAGAAAGAUGGGAGCGACCAUCUGGCUGGUGCCAGAGGAUAUCUGCCAAGUUCGCGCCCGCCUAGUGACGACGUUUAUCGGUUCGUUGAUGGCGACCCACGAGAAGAUGCAGUAGGUGGUGUAACAACGUUUGGUAGAUGGGGGUGGCAGGUUGGUUCCAGGAAAAGUUGAAUGAGCAAUGGGAUCAUGAUUUUACCCAUCCAUGGGUGUGUUCGAGCAGGUUGAUUUCCUUGUGCAGUCGAAUCCUGGAGGCAGUGAUGUCCCAAUUCAGGUCUACCUUGUAUUCCAGCCGGCCGUUUCAACAAGCUGGCUCGUGUCCAUUGUCUUUGCUAUGCGAGUCAUCCUUUUGGCCGCUUCUCAUUUGCCUUCUAUCCUCUCUGUAAGAAUCACGGAUCCGCCGAAGACAGCUGAACGGUUACUAUUUCAAGAAAUCAUCGGCUUUGGACGUUUCACUGCC